Messenger RNA from Lottia gigantea (owl limpet), 1227 nucleotides. RefSeq lists its product as hypothetical. The transcript is spliced from 2 exons. The coding region runs from base 1 to 1227 and encodes 408 amino acids. The record is from RefSeq and is a predicted model, not a curated record. Lineage: Eukaryota; Metazoa; Mollusca; Gastropoda; Lottiidae.
AUGGCAGAUCAUUAUGGACACCCGAAAAGGUUUAAAAGACGAUUUCCGUUGCCUGCCGUUAUCUCUGCUGUAUAUGAUACAAACAAUGGAAGUCAUAAAUCUAGAAAGAGAAAAGCUGACCCAAACACAUGGCAAAAGAAUAUCAGAUGUUUAGAGUAUAAUACUGGAGCACGAAAACAAGUAAAUGGCGUAUCGGGAUCACGUAGAGUUGGUAGUGGUUGUAAAGAUACAUGUAAACUAUCAUGUACAAAGAAAUUUACUGAUGAAGAAAGACAAGGUAUAUUUGAUUCGUAUUGGGGAACCAACAAUCACCAAAGGAGACGAGAUUUUACAGUAUCUCAUACUAAAAUAUUUAAGAAAACGGGGUCUAUGACUGGUGGUACUCCUAGUAGAAGAUCCAACACCAUACACUACUUUUUACCACAAGGCAGAGACAACAUUCAUGUCUGUAAGGUCUAUUUUCUGAAUACAUUAGAUAUAUCUGAUUCAACUGUAAAAUACAAUGUCAACAACUCUAAUAAUGGGUUGGUUAUUUUUGCAGAACCAAAAGUACCUGUUAACAAAACGUCUGAUACCAAAAAACAAUGUGUUAUUAACCAUAUCAAUUCUUUUCCAAAAGUUGAUAGUCACUAUUGCAGAGCCACAACUAAAAAAAAAUACCUUGAUCCAAGUUUAAAUAUAAAGGCUAUGUACAGAUUAUAUAGUGUUAAAUGUAAAGAAGAAGGAUCUUUAAUGGUCACUGAAUCUAUGUAUCGAUACAUUUUUAAUACAGAGUUUAAUCUCGGGUUCCACACACCAGGAAAAGACGUUUGCGACACAUGUACUAAAUAUAAAAUGAAGAAAGAAGCCAAUACAUUAACUGAAGUUGAUGACAAGAACCAGGAAGAACAUUUAAAGAGAAAGCAGCAAGCAAGAAAUUCCAAAGAAAAGGAUAAAACAAGAGAUGGCGGAUCUAUCACAGCUGUGUUUGAUCUCCAGCAAGUAAUGACUGUUCCGAAGCUAAAUAUUAGUUCUGCCGAUUACCUUAGGAAUUUGAAUGUAUAUAAUUUAACGGUACUUGAGUUUCAAAGCCACCAAGGACACUGCUACACUUGGAAUGAAACCGAGGGCAAAAGAGGCACAAAUGAAAUUGCUUCAGCAAUUACAAUAUGGCUAGCAGCUAAAGAUGCUGAAGGUUUUGAGCAUGUAAUUCUUUACAGUGAUUCUUGUAAGGUUUUGAGCAUGUAA